AUGUCUGUGUCUCUGGAUUCUUCUGAUCUCAGGCAUGUUAGCGUACCGUUCCUUCAGCUUCUCAUCGUACUCCAAUUUGUUUCUAAGUCUCGUGGACUUUGGUCCAGCACGCUCGUUGGCCUUGGUACGCCAGAUACGAACGUUUCCCUCAUCAGAUCCAGAGAAAAUGUACUUGCUAUCCAUAGAGAACUUGGUGAUAAACACAUGUUGCAUCCGUUUGGUGUGGUAAACGUCUCUGGAAUGUCCCUUUCUGUAUCCAUAAAUUCUGAUGGUCUUGUCAUACGAUCCAGUGACAACUUCCUGACCAGUUGGGGAAAAAUCAACGUCCAUGACGGCGGAAACAUGGUCCUUGUAAACAUUAAUAGAUCGAGACAUCUUUCUCAUAUCCCAUAG
Messenger RNA from Ogataea philodendri, 393 nucleotides. RefSeq lists its product as uncharacterized. The record is from RefSeq and is a predicted model, not a curated record. Lineage: Eukaryota; Fungi; Ascomycota; Pichiomycetes; Pichiales; Pichiaceae. Bases 1 to 393 code for a protein of 130 amino acids. The transcript has a single exon.